Prosopis cineraria is the source of this 598-nucleotide messenger RNA. RefSeq lists its product as uncharacterized. The transcript has 3 exons. NCBI's taxonomy places the organism in Eukaryota, Viridiplantae, Streptophyta, Magnoliopsida, Fabales, Fabaceae. The record is from RefSeq and is a predicted model, not a curated record. Bases 75 to 341 code for a protein of 88 amino acids.
CACCAUAUGGGAAGCAACAUACACACCAGAGAACUGACCUUGUUUCUAAGCAAGCGGCCUCUAUUAUUGCAGAAAUGGCAAGCACUAGUCUCUUUCGUCUCUUUGUGGUUCUGCUAGGGCUCUCUCAUCUUCUAUCUUUGCAAGCAAUCCCAAUCACAAGAACUGAGAAACUUAUGCAGGACACAGAAGUUCAUGUUUUGGAGAACACCCACAAGAUUACAACAGAGAGAAACUUGGAGUUGGCGGAGCCAAGCACUACCAUCACUGAGAGGAUGGACUUGGAACUCCAUGACUACCCGCCCUCAGGAGCUAAUAACCGUCACACUCCAAGAGCACCAUGAUGAUAUGUGCGUGUGAAAUAAUUAAUGCUGUGUUGAAUAAUCUUACUUCCUUUUGGUCCUAGGCGUGCUUUUCCUACUACAAAUCGUAUAAUGUCAAGAGCAGUUGUUAGCAAUAUUGUCUGCUGUCUUGAUAGCAAGCGAUUAUGUGUAGUGAGAUAACUACUACUAGAGUUGAAUUCGAUCGGACCAAUAUUGAUGAAGAGUAGUAUUAUUUAUAAUGUUUAUCUGGGGACUUGGACCCCUUAGUGGUUGUUCAA